AUGCGUCUUCUCGAUCUCUAUUCCGCUAGUCUUUUCUUGUUCGGUGCGGCUUCUGCGUACGGCUAUCCAAGCAAUUCGUGUGAAGACUUGGCCUUGGUACUGCCCAACCGCACCUUCUUCCCCGCAGCACCGGCAUAUAACGCAUCAAUCCAAUCAUAUCCGUUCCUUCAGCUUCGUCUGCGACCAUCGUGCAUCAUUCGCCCAACAUCCGUAGAAGAUGUAGCAACCGCCAUUAAAAUUCUGGCAUUGAAUAACAGCACCAAGUUUGCGGUCAAAGGAGGGGGUCAUAACGCGAAUGUCGGCUUCAACAAUAUUGAUGAUGGCGUCACAAUCGACAUGCAGAGCAUGAACAAGGUCGAAGUCGCGAGAGGAGAUCAAGUUGUGAGGGUUGGCGCGGGGGCGCUGUGGCAGGACGUAUACGACGAGGCUGAGAAGCGGAAACUGACGGUACUUGGGGGUCGCAUUGGAGUCGUCGGAACAGCUGGCUUUCUGACUGGAGGAGGUAUAUCUUUCUUCAGCCCAGAGCGUGGAUGGGCAUGUGACGGCGUCGUCAACUUCGAGGUCGUACUCGCAAGCGGGGAGAUUGUCAAUGCCAACGCUACAUCGCAUUCUGAUCUCUUCGCGGCGCUCAAAGGAGGGCAGCUCAACUUCGGUAUCGUCUCGCGCUUUGACUUGGCAGCCUUCCCUGCUGGUCCCAUCUAUGGUGGAAGAAUCGUUUUCGGGCCCAAUGCCACGACGCCUUUGCUUUCUGCGUUUACCAAUUUCAAGCUCGGGGAGUAUGACCCAUAUGCAGCGGGCUGGGUCACUGUGCGAUACAACCAUACGGCAGCGACGUUCACUCCAGUGAGCAUCAUGUGGUACACACGGCCAGCGCAAAGGCCUGGGGCACUGAAGGCGAUUUUCGAGACCAAGCCGCAAGUCAUAAAUGGCAUGGUUGAAGCUCCGAUCAGUGAGCAUACCAGGAAUGCAUCGAGACAAGUGGCUGCAAACCCUCAGCGCACCAUCUGGGCAACGACCUCUUUCGCCGUCUCACCGACGAUCAUUCAUCGCAUCCACAGUUUGUGGGAAGAAGUCGUCCCUGAGAUUGCAGCACAAUACGCCUACGCCAAGCCUCUUGCAGAGAUCACAUUCCAGGCUCUUCCUGCACCACCUCGCAACGGCACAUCACCUAAUAGCUUAGGCUUUCAACCAGAAGAGAUGCCAGAGAAGGAUCUGAUUUUCUUGCAGAUAAUCUUCACCUUUGAAGACGCUGACGCUGCGGAUGGAUUCGAGGAGGCUUUGAAGGACUUGGUAAAGCUAGUUGAAGGGCUGACGAAGGAAGAGGGUGUUUUCCAUCGGUACAAGUAUCUGAACUUUGCAGCAUCGUUUCAGGAUCCGCUGGGCAGCUAUGGCGGAGUUGAGUUGAGAAGGAUGAGGGAAGUGGCGAGGAAGUACGAUCCAACGGGUAUUUUCCAGACGCAGGUGCCGGGAGGGUUCAAGCUGUUUUGA
Alternaria triticimaculans is the source of this 1488-nucleotide messenger RNA. RefSeq lists its product as uncharacterized. The coding region runs from base 1 to 1488 and encodes 495 amino acids. Lineage: Eukaryota; Fungi; Ascomycota; Dothideomycetes; Pleosporales; Pleosporaceae. Gene Ontology annotation, molecular function: FAD binding. The record is from RefSeq and is a predicted model, not a curated record. The transcript has 2 exons.